Messenger RNA from Poecile atricapillus (Black-capped chickadee), 4128 nucleotides. RefSeq names its product solute carrier family 41 member 3 (gene SLC41A3). Gene Ontology annotation, biological process: monoatomic cation transport. Gene Ontology annotation, cellular component: plasma membrane. Lineage: Eukaryota; Metazoa; Chordata; Aves; Passeriformes; Paridae. Bases 2023 to 3384 code for a protein of 453 amino acids. Gene Ontology annotation, molecular function: monoatomic cation transmembrane transporter activity. The transcript is spliced from 11 exons. The record is from RefSeq and is a predicted model, not a curated record.
UGCUCUCUUUCUUCUCAAACCUGAUGUAUCUUUUCUGGACAAAUAAGGUAUAUUUCUUUGCCAGGAAAAUGUGAUGCAUCUCUCUGCUGAUAAAUAUGGUAUAGCUCUUCAUCAGAGGCUCCUUAAAUGCAUAAUAAAAUGACCCAGUGUACACACAUGGGUCACCUGAACCAAUUACCUCUCUGCAUACUGAUUUAUCGCUUGAGGGCUUUUUAUGGUGCUUGCUUAGGAGGAGACAGAUGGAGCGUGAUAAACUCAUAAACCCUGUCAGGCUGACGCUUUAGUACAGGAUGUGUUGCUGCUGUGUUUUUUAAUGUCAUUUGAGUCAUUUAGGCUUAUUGAUAUUUCCUUUACAUUAACGUUUCUGCCUGUCAUCAAUCCAGUUGGCUGAUACAAUGGCAUGUGGGACUAGGUAGGCACACUAUUAGAACUUGAAAACAUAUGUUUUUGUCCAGAAAUUUUGUCCAGAAAUUGUCUUUUCUUUCCUUGAAGCCUCUGUGAAUGACUAACCAGAACUGGGCUUUCAUGCUGUCAUUUCUCUCUUCCCAGCUGGUGUAAAGAGGUUGUGUGGUCAUUACAGGAUUUUUAUUAACUUGACUCUUCCAGAUAUUGUGGGACUAUUUUUACAUUUAGAUUAGCUGAAAUGUACUCUCAUGUUAGCUUUCAGCUAACUGGACCACUGUUAGGUGGUGGAGACACAUGUACACACCAAGGCAGCUGGGAGUGGAGAAGGUUUUAGGGGCUGUACCAAAAUACCAGCCUAGAAAGCAGUGAAGGGCAGAGCCUCUGUAGCUUGCAUUUGUUUUCCACUCUGCCUUGCUUCCAGGGAGAUCUGCUCUGUCACCUCAGUUUGUGUGAAUUCAGACCAAAGAAACCCUGUCUAAAUGGCCGAGAGCUUCCUCAGUUCCCAAUUUAGCUGCAAGCAUGUCGUGUUCUCUCCAACUCCCCCGCAGUGCCGGGGACCCUGUCACAAGGACAGAGUCCACAAGCCUGAACUUUAUAUUAGCCUUUUUCUCUCUGCAGAGAAUGUGAGGUAAGGGGUUGAUCCAUCCUAAAUGGUGGUUUUAAAAGCUUUUGCACCCUCUGAUUCAAUUUGUUUGCCCAAAUUACUUAUUAGAAAGAAGCCCAAGCAUAAUACCGUGACUCUUUUCCCCUACAUGCUUGAAUUUGAGCUGAAGCCUUUACAAAACAUGAUACAAUUUUUUGGCUGUAUGUAGCCAUGGUGCAGCUCUGAUUUUUGACCUUGUAUAAGCUGCUUAACCAUGGAGCCUCUGGGGUGAGACCCCCUCUUUCAAAGACAGUACCUUCCUGGGAGCGUGCAGCGUGUAUCACUUUGGAGCAGGAGGGGUGAGCAGCUCACAGCGUGCCCUUUCUCUCCCUUGCCUGUCGUGCAGAGAGAUUAUGGAGCUACCUUAAAUAAGCUCCAGCUAGGACUCUUAUCUUGGCCUUUGCAAACUAGCAGAAAGUUGAAGUGAUGACAGCAGAUAAGGGUGUUCACUUUUGAAGCCUAUUGGCUGGUUCUCUGAACUUUUUUUUCCCCUGGGAGCCAGUCAUUCAGAGGUUCAGCUGGCAUAGCCCGAUUGUUCUGCCCCGCAGAGACCACGGAGCGGACACGAGGGGCUGGGGUCUGGAAGGGCAGAUCUUGUGUCACCAGCUGUCUCAGCUGUGUCACCUGCCCGGGGAUGAGACCUGCGUGAUCCCGUCAGCUGAGAGAAACUCGGGCUCGUGUUUUCCUUGACCUUUCUUCACCUUGGAGAAGUGCAGAAUGGAUCGUGAGAAAUUGUGUCCAUCGAGUUUGCUGCCACCUGGGCUCAACCCAGCUGAACCAAUUUUGGAGGAUACCCUUGCUGCGAUCGUCUGGACGUGCUCCUAGGAGGAGAAGAAACUAAAGGAAUUUGGCAUCAUUGCUGUAGUUUGAGGAAAAACAUUCCUUCUGACUUUGGAGAGAGCUACAAGGAGGAUCUGUGUGAUGUCCUGAUCUUCCUUCAUUUCCUGCUGAGCAUGGGGUAACAGUGUGUGACCAUGGUGGUCACCCAGUUACAGCUGGAACUGUGCUUCCACGGCAAGAAGCUGAGAGGUUUCACCUGCAAGUUGACCAGGUCAGCCAGUGGAUUUCUCCCAGAGACUUCAUUCUCCAUUGCCUCCCAGAUUUUUGUGCCGUUCCUUCUGGCUGGCUUGGGAAUGGUAGCUGCUGGCCUCUUGAUGGAUGUUGUUCAACACUGGGAUGUGUUUCGGACAAUUACAGAAGUGUUUAUCCUGGUUCCUGCCUUGGUUGGCCUGAAGGGUAAUCUGGAGAUGACACUGGCAUCCAGGCUCUCCACUGCUGCUAACACUGGACAGAUGGAUGAUGCCCAGAAGCAAUGGAAAAUGGCCACCUGCAAUCUAGCCCUUAUCCAGGUCCAGGCCACUGUGGUGGGACUUCUGGCUGCUGUUGCUGCUGUGAUCCUGGGAGCCAUCUCCAAGGGCUCUGUGGAGCUGAGCCAGGCUGCUGUGCUGUGUGCCAGCAGCGUGACCACGGCCUUCAUAGCUGCACUUUCCCUUGGUCUGGUGAUGAUUGGUGUGAUCAUCGGAGCAAGGAAAGUUGGGAUCAAUCCAGACAAUGUCGCCACACCCAUAGCAGCGAGCCUUGGAGAUUUGAUAACCCUCUCCCUCCUUGCAGGAAUCAGCAGUACACUCUUCAAAUACAUAGAUGUGAAGUACCUUUCUCCUCUGAUCUGUGCUGUCUUCAUUGUCAUGAUCCCUCUCUGGGUUGCUAUUGCCAAGCAAAGUCCUUCCCUGGCCGAAGUGCUGAAGUCUGGGUGGCAGCCGGUUAUUGUUGCCAUGAGCAUCAGCAGCAUUGGCGGGCUCAUCCUGGAUAAAACUGUAACUGACCCAAACUUUGAAGGCAUGGCAGUUUUCACACCUGUGAUUAAUGGUGUUGGGGGGAAUCUGGUUGCCAUCCAAGCCAGCCGAAUUUCUACAUUCCUGCACUUCUGGAGCAUGCCUGGAGUUUUGCCCUACAAGAUGAGGCAGAACUGGCCCAACCCAUGCACUACAUUCUUCUCAUCAGGGGUGAAUUCCAAGUCAGCCCGGGUCCUGUUCCUCCUGGUUAUCCCAGGGCACCUCGUGUUCCUGUACACCAUCCAUCUGCUGCAGGGAGGCCACACAUCCCUGUCCUUCACCUUUGUGAUGUUCUAUCUGGCUGCUGCUUUGCUGCAGGUGGGGAUCCUGCUCUACGUGGCCGACCUGAUUGUGCGCCUGAUGUGGAGGAAGGCUCUGGACCCGGAUAAUUUCUCCAUCCCCUACCUCACUGCCCUGGGUGAUCUCCUGGGCACUGGGUUCCUGGCCAUCUGUUUCCGCCUGGUUUGGCUCAUCCACGGCACAGACAUGAACCUGGGGAACUGAGACUCCACGUGCUGCUCUCAUCCCUCGUGCCAUACGGUGCUUUCCUCCGGGGCACCGCUGGGAUCAGCGCCGGCUCACCCGGCUGGGCUGGGCCUCCCCUGCCACCCCGACACCCCCCUGCCCUCCCCACCGUGCCUUAAAGCCGGGCUCGCCCGCCCCGAGGAAUCAGCACCCACAGCCCUCGCAAGGGAGCAGGAUGGUUUUAAGAAGCACCCGCUGCUCACACCUGCACCUGGCAAAGGAGGCAACAAAGGAGCAUUUGGGCCGCAGGGAAGGAAGGAGCAUCUGGGCUGUGGUCUCAAUCCCCAGCGCUGACACAGCCCUGAGGCUGCUCCAAAGCCGGCCGAGGUCACUGCGUCUGAUCCUGCAAGCGGAUGUUGCAUCCCUCCAUCGAACUCUGACUUUCCAUCAAGGGAAAUUCUUUAUUUGCCCCACUUUUCUCCUGCUGAAUCCCUGGAGUAGCAGAGCAACCAGGUCUUUAAACUUGUCUCCUCUCCAUCGCUCAGAGGCUCAGGAUCUGAGGCAGCGAGUUGCUGGCUCAUGCCCAGCGGAAGGUUAUCUAGGGAUACUACCUACCUGCCCUGACAGCAUUGCUGGUGCCUGACCAAAAAGCUGGUUAGAUUGCAUUUUGAGGGCAGGAAGGUUUGUUUUUACGGUUUAUGAAAUGUCCAGUAGUCAAAAUGUUUAUAGUAAUACACACACAAAUAAAGUGGGUAAAAAAAAAAAAUAAAUGUAAUGCUGUGG